Messenger RNA from Limulus polyphemus (Atlantic horseshoe crab), 727 nucleotides. Its product is annotated as F-actin-uncapping protein LRRC16A-like. The transcript has 4 exons. NCBI's taxonomy places the organism in Eukaryota, Metazoa, Arthropoda, Merostomata, Xiphosura, Limulidae. The record is from RefSeq and is a predicted model, not a curated record. Bases 64 to 360 code for a protein of 98 amino acids.
UGUGUUUAUAUUAUGAUUCAAUUUAAUGGGUUUUGACUGAGUCUUCAUAAGUUAAACAAAAACAUGUCAACAAGAAGUGCUUUAACAGAUGAUGUUCACAAGAGUAUUCAAAAUACACUUGGAAGAAAUGUAAAGGUUUCCUUGAAGUGUAUGGUUUGUAUGGAAACUAAGCCUGAAAAGACAGAAAAUAGAGUAUUGGCUUUUUCUUCAUGCAGACUUUUUAUUCUUACAGCUAAAGUUCCUACAAAGGUUGAAGAAACAUUCCAUUACAUGGACUUGCAAGCUGUUGAGAGCAGGAAUCAAAACCAAGUAAGUGAAAAUAUACUUCAAGUUUUAGUAAAAAAGCUAUCAGUUAUUUGAGAUUGCUAUUAGCGUUAUUUUAUUUUGUAGCAAAUGUAUACAUAAUGCAUAUAUUGGAUGCCUCAUAUUCAUGUUGCCAGAAUGUACAGCUGAAAGUGUCAUGCUUCAGUUUCCUUUUCUGUUUUUGCUUGUAGUUUAGGGACAAAUAACAUAGACAAAGCAAUAAAUCUGUCAUCAAUGAAUAACAUUUAUCUUACAAUUUAAUAUAAAUGGCCAGUAUCUUAUUAUUAGCAUAAUUCCAUUGUAGAAUUAGAAAUUAUCUAUACUUUGUUGUAGGGUGAAAGAGAAACUACACCACUGAGGAUAUUUUUAAUAAUAUUAAGUUGUAAAAGCAUAGUAUUAAGAUCUCCUGAAGUAAGUCAAACAA